AUGCAUCUUCCAAGCUAUUUCAAACGUAAAGAGCGACGAACAACCAAGGCAGCAGCAUUGAUAGCCCGUGAAUUGAAUACAUUAUACCAUGGAAUUAUUGUUAUAAUUGUUAUGGUUGUUCUUUCGAGUUUAUCGAUAGCAGCAUUAGUGAUUGGUCUGCUAAAGCGAAAUGAAUGUCCUAUUCAACCAUGGGUACCGAGAUGGCUAAUUAUCUUCGGAUCGGUUGGACUUGGCGGAUGUACACUAUUUGUUAUCAUGGCCAUCGUAAAAAUGACUUGCUGUCACAGUGAAAAACAUUGCGAAAUAGAAAAUUGUUUCAUGUGCGGUGGUUGUUUAAUGUUAAUAUUAUUCCUGUACUUCUUUGCAUGGAUGAUAACGGGAAGUGUAUGGGUAUUUGCAAUACGAAGUCGAGUGCAGUUCGAGCAUCCCCUUGAAGCAAACUACUGUCAAAAACUGCUGGAUGUUGUUUUGCAAUAUUCAAAAUAUGUGACGCCUCAGAGUAAAUUAGAUUUUACAUCUUUUCUUUCGCAAUUAUUUCCUCAGAGUCCGAUACUUUAG
Messenger RNA from Adineta ricciae, 558 nucleotides. The record is from the annotation of a GenBank genome assembly. Lineage: Eukaryota; Metazoa; Rotifera; Eurotatoria; Adinetida; Adinetidae.